Molecule: messenger RNA, 3305 nt
Organism: Trichogramma pretiosum
Lineage: Eukaryota; Metazoa; Arthropoda; Insecta; Hymenoptera; Trichogrammatidae
Product: sodium/potassium-transporting ATPase subunit beta-2-like
Exons: 6
Coding region: 349-1353 (334 amino acids)
Biological process (GO): intracellular sodium ion homeostasis; sodium ion export across plasma membrane; potassium ion import across plasma membrane
Cellular component (GO): sodium:potassium-exchanging ATPase complex
Molecular function (GO): ATPase activator activity
Source: RefSeq, a predicted model, not a curated record
UUCGCCGUCGAUGACACAGCACACACGCAACGCGUCGUGCUGCCCCGCGAGUGAGUGAGUCGUCGUCGUCGUCGUCGUCGUAUCGGCAUCGUUAUUACCAACGAUAUACAUAGAUCGAUAUAUUAAUUAGACCACAAAAAAAUUCCAACCCUCCCUUUUCCCCUUGAACAUAUUUUUUUUUUCAUAUACGCGCGUGUGUUUACAUAUAUACAUCGGUGUGCGUGCUAAAUAAUAAAUACAACCGGAUAGCUCGCGCGUGAUUAUCAGAGAUAAGUAGAGAAAAAAAAAACUGCCAGUGCGAUCGAUUAGGAGAGUUUCAACUAAUAAAAUAACAACAACGGCAUCAUCAUGAGCAGCAGCAUCACGAGCUUCAAGAAGGGCAAGAAGACCAGCACCAAUACCUAUGAGUUCGAUCAGUAUUACCGGCAGCCCGACGAGCGGACGGGCUGGAAGAUGGUCCAGGACUGGCUCUACAAUCCGCGGAAGGGCACCGUGUUCGGCCACACGAAGAAACGAUGGGGUAUCGUCGGGCUCUUCUACCUCGUGUUCUACAGCGUUCUGGCGCUGCUCUGCGGCAUUUGUUACUGCGGACUGAUGGCGUCCAUCGACAAGCACCGGCCCACCUACACUCUGAGAGACAGCAUAAUAGGCACGAAUCCGGGCCUGGGCUUCCGACCGAUGCCCCACGACGCCGAGCAGAGAUCGCUGCUCUGGUACGCAUCGGACAACUCCACGGCCAUCAGGGAGUACGUCGACUCGCUCGAUAACUUCCUCGAAAAGUAUCACAACAAGUCGAUGCUGCCGUUCGAGGGCCGCACGCAGAUGAUCUGCGACUAUCAGAGGCCGCCCGAGCCCAACAAGGUCUGCGCCGUCGACAUCAACGACUGGGGCCCCUGCUCCCGGGCCAACAGCUACGGCUUCAACAAUUCCUCGCCCUGCAUCUUCAUCAAGCUCAAUAGGAUUUACGACUGGCAGCCGGAAUUUUACAACAACGCGUCGGAAUUGCCGGAGGACAUGCCCGAAGAUCUCAAGGAGCACAUCAAGAAGGCACCGAAAGAGCAGCUGAACACGAUAUGGGUGUCGUGCGCCGGCGAGAAGCAGGUCGACAAGGAGCACAUCGGCGAAAUCGAGUAUUAUCCCAAAUCCAGGGGCUUCCCCGGCUACUAUUACCCAUACGUCAACGACGACGAGUACCUGAGCCCGCUGGUCGCGGUCCACUUCAAGCGUCCAAAGAACGACGAAAUUAUUUACAUCGAGUGCCGCGCCUGGGCGAAAAACAUCAAGUACGAGUCGAAGAGAAACGAGAAGAUCGGAGCCGUUCAUUUCGAGCUUCAGAUCGAUAACAAAGCGUAAAUUGUCUGCGCGCGUCCCGCUGUGGCAUUAUAUCCUAUUAUACUGUACGCGUGUGUACGUACGUACCAACAACGACAACGAAAAUAGCCACGCUGUAAAAAAAAAAAAAAAAGGAAAAAUAAAAAAAUCGGCAAAAGCGUAUAAACGCAGCAACACGGGAGAGAGAGAGAGAGAAGGCGUUUGUACAUCAAAAUUUUUAGCGAAAAAAGAGUAAGAAGGAAAGAAAAACGUUAUAAACGAAGAAAUUAAAGGAAAUAUAGAUAAUGUAAAGCAAAUCCUAUGUAGAUUACGUAUGAAUUUAUAAUAAUGUUACGUUAUGAAUGACGCGAUGAAAGGUACGAUAAUCAAAUUUAUCGGUAUACAAUUGCGAGAUACAGAAGAGCAUAAUAAUCAGACACGUGUGUGAGUGUGCCUCUCAUUGAAAAACAGUCAAAAUGAGUAGUGUGUCAUGAGAAAAAAAAAGGGAGCAAGAAGUGUAAUCGACGAAGAAGUGCGAGUUUUUUUUUAUAGUAUUAUUAUAAUUGCAUCAACGGAUGAUACGAAAACUAGAUGAUGGCAUGUAUAAAUAUCGUAUUUAUUUAUAUUAAUGUGAAUCUACUUCCCGAUAGGCAGAAAAUUUAUUUCGGACGCAUAAUAUCGUUGUUAUUUAUUAUUUUUAUUAUUAUUAUUAUUUUUUUUCUAAGACAAUAUUUAAACAGGCGAGAGUGAAAUUGAUAUGUGUAUUUUUUUUCGUUUUAUUUUUUAAUACGAACAAUCCUAUCACACACACACACACACUGCGAUGGAAUCUCAUUAAUGUUUAAGAUUCUUUUUAAGCAGAUUUUUAAAUGCUUCCGUAUCUGAUAUCGAACCUGCAUAACUUUAUGUCUGUUUAAAAUAUUGUCCUUUCUACGUAUCCGUCGUCGACGCGAUAUUGUCAUUUAUUUUCGAAGAAAAUUAAUCGAGUAAAAGUGAAAAAAGUAUCGGUUUCUCCUCGCGCGAGUUAUAUUAAUGAAUAAUUGUACCUGUCGAUUUGUUGUAAAAUGGGCAACAAAGUGCGUUUAUGUAGAUAAGUCGCGAAUAUUGCGCGAAUUUUUCACACGCAAAAAGAUCAUGUGAUAAUCUUUAUUGUGCUCGGAUUUAUUAUUAAUUUUUUUUUUCUCUUCAUUUUGUCCGAUCGUUUAUGUGAAAGGAAAAUGACUGCAUCAACUUCUGUUUUUCUUCGCCGUACUUAAAAAAAAAAGAUAAUAACUUUUACGAAGCUACAUUUAUAUUUUUCACCGUUAAUCGCAAAGAAAAGGUUGUAUUUUAUUUUUUCUCGCGCGACGAUUGUAAAUCGCGAUUUCCUAAAUUCAUCACUGCGGAUGUGAUUUUCUUUUUGCAUGGACAAAUGUUUAUACUCGUAGGCAGUGCAAAUGUUUGAUCGUAACUUAACAGAAUAUACAAAAAAAAAACAAAGAAGCCAACGAAAGUUUAUUAAAAUAAUGUAGAAUGAUAAAUUCUACGCAUCGUAAUUACGAUACAGAGAGACAAAUGCUCGUAUGCAUGAGAAUUAUUUUCUACGGCUGGAUUCGUAGCGAAAUCGAGAAAAAAACGAACCUAAUUUAUAUAUCGAGUUAUUGUGUGUAUAAUAAUAUAUUAUAUAUAAUUUUAAAGUUUUAAUCGCAUGAUAAUAUAUAUUGAUAUACGAGUUUGUUAGAUUUAUAAAUCGAAAACAAACGGAAAGAAAAAAGAAGCAAGAUAUAUAUGCCAGAUGAUAUGUAGGAGAAGUGAGAGUUUAUAUUGCCUCAUUAACUGUCAUCGUCGAUGCGGUUGUAAAUUAUCGAGUACGAUUUAUUUAUUGAAUUUUUUUUUUUCUUAAAAAAAAGAAAAACUGCACCCGACGAUGUAUUCAUUCACUGAGACAUGGCCGCCUUACGUAAAUGUAAAUAUAUAAUAUAUGUUGUGAAAAUAUAUUGAACAAUUAUCACGGU